AUGCCGCUAGAACUACAGCCCGCCACCGAGGCCGAUGCGCGACGGUCGGUCGACAUCGAGGGAGAAGCCUACGGGCCGAACCCGUUCACCCCGAUCCUCUUCCCAACGCCAUUAGUUCCCGGGGCCAAGGACUUCCGGGUGGCGGAGCUGGCGAAGGAGCUGCGCGAGGACAAAACGUCGCUCUGGCUCAAGGUCGUCGACACGGAUCUCGAGGGCGAACAGAUGAUCGCCUUCGCCAAGUGGAACGUGUGCACCGAGAAGCUGGUACCGGCCCCGCCCCGGAAGUUCCCUUCGAAUUGCAAUGUCGAGGCGUGCGAGCUGCUCUUCGGCACCAUUGCGAAGCAGCGCGUGAAACAUGUGGGGGACAGGCCUCAUCUCUGCCUGAGGUUGCUGCACACGGACCCCAAGCACCAGGGCCGAGGGGCUGGCACUAUGCUGAUCAAAUGGGGCGUCCAAGAGGCAAAGAAACGCAACCUCCCUGCGUACCUAGAGUCUUCUCCCGACGGGCACGAGUUAUACAAGAGGUGUGGUUUCCACGAUGCUGAGCUAGUAGAGAUUGAUCUGAGCAAAUGGGGAGCUACGGAAAUGCACAAGACUUGGUCGAUGGUCUGUGAUCCGUAG
Messenger RNA from Anthostomella pinea, 621 nucleotides. NCBI's taxonomy places the organism in Eukaryota, Fungi, Ascomycota, Sordariomycetes, Xylariales, Xylariaceae. The record is from the annotation of a GenBank genome assembly.